AUGUUGGCCAGAAGUCUGCUCUAUCUGUCGCUUUUGGUAGUGGCUUUCCGGGAUGCUGGAUCUCAGAGCCUGGAAGACAGCGACGGGGCUGAACAGUUCUACUCAACUUCGGUCGUUGGCAUGGCCGAUCUGCUGGAGUUCAACGCUGAUUUGCUGGACAUUCUGGACAGUUACAUUGAAGUUCUAAGAGAAAGAAUCAAACUUAUCCAAAGGACGGUGCACUACAUGAUGAAGCAUUAUGAUACGGAAAACCUGCAGGAAAAUCCCCUAGACCACUUCCAUUUCGCGCGGCACAUGCAGAAGGAUUGGGCCUACAUGCUGGAGCUGUUGCAGCAGCCCCUGGGCAAGAAGCAGCUGCAGUUCCUGAAGGAUUCACGAGCCCACUAUCCCUCAGUAUGGGACCUGGAGGAGGGCUGCCUGGGCAUUCACAGGAUGCAGCAUAUCUAUCAGCUGCAGCCAAAGGAUAUGGUCACAGGCCUGCUCGAUGGCGUUCAACACGGGACAAGCUUCUCAGCCCCGGAGUGCUUCACUGUGGCUCGGGCAUUGUAUAAGAAGAACUUAUUCCACGAGGCGGUGGCAUGGCUGGAGCAGGCCCUCACACUGUACGAACAGGCAUCAGAGGAGACAAAAGGCCACUACCAGAUCAUUGGCUUCGAUGUCUCCCAGGUGCACAAGCAGUACAUCGAAGGACUCAUGACGCUAAAUCGCUAUGCGGAUGCCUUGAAGGCCAUCGAUUGGCAUCCCAAGCCCUACUUGCGACGACUCCGCGACAGGGUGCAGAUGCGGCUGAUGAGCAGCAACGAUGUGCCGAUGCAGAAACCCAAUCUUCCGCUGACGGUCCUGCAGCUCUGCUGCCGUGGCGGCUGUCCGUACCGGGACAUGCACCGCCUGACGUGCAGCUACAACACCACAGCCUCGCCCUUCGCCCGGCUGGCUCCGUUCAAGACGGAGCUGCUCUCGCUCUCGCCCUACAUGGUGCUCUACCACGGCGCCAUCACGCCGCUGGAGUCGCAGACGCUGCGGGACCUGGCCAAGCCCAUGAUGAAGCGGCGGGCCAUGACGUACCACAAAAAGAAUCGGACACCCUUAAUCGACGAGAGGCGCACCUCGAACUCGGUGUGGUUUCAGGCCAAGAGCAAUGCGGUGAUCGAGCGGCUGGAACGGCGGGCAGGGGACAUGACCAGCUUCGAGAUGGCGAACUCGGAGGUGUACCAGCUGCUCAACUACGGCAUCGGGGGCCACUACUAUCCCCACCUCGAUCACUUCGAGAGCCCAGAUGUUGUCAAGAAUCGGAGCGUAGGAGACCGCAUAGCCACCGUUCUGUUUUAUCUCAAUGAUGUGCCGCAAGGCGGUGCCACUCUCUUUCCCCGUCUGAAUAUCUCCGUUCAGCCCCGCAACGGUGAUGCCAUUCUCUGGUACAACCUCGACGAUCGCGGAGAGGGCGAACAGGACUCGCUCCAUACAUCCUGUCCCAUAAUCAAGGGCUCAAAGUGGGCCCUGGUCAAGUGGAUAGACGAGAUGUCGCAGCCCUUCCGCAGACCGUGCAAUCGAUAG
Molecule: messenger RNA, 1554 nt
Organism: Drosophila obscura
Lineage: Eukaryota; Metazoa; Arthropoda; Insecta; Diptera; Drosophilidae
Product: prolyl 4-hydroxylase subunit alpha-1-like
Exons: 7
Coding region: 1-1554 (517 amino acids)
Biological process (GO): peptidyl-proline hydroxylation to 4-hydroxy-L-proline
Cellular component (GO): endoplasmic reticulum
Molecular function (GO): iron ion binding; protein binding; procollagen-proline 4-dioxygenase activity
Source: RefSeq, a predicted model, not a curated record